Molecule: messenger RNA, 1109 nt
Organism: Mizuhopecten yessoensis (Yesso scallop)
Lineage: Eukaryota; Metazoa; Mollusca; Bivalvia; Pectinida; Pectinidae
Product: gelsolin-like protein 1
Exons: 13
Coding region: 165-1064 (299 amino acids)
Molecular function (GO): actin filament binding
Source: RefSeq, a predicted model, not a curated record
ACACACCCGAUUACCACGCCGUAUUAAGAAAUACCUGCGUCCCGUGACCUCGUUCCUCGCUAUUUACAUUGAAAUCUCGGCACGCAAUUCAUUCAGUUCACUGUGGACGAGGACAUUCGUGAACAAGAGUUUCUGCAUUUUGAAGACUGAAGGACAUCAUUACAAUGACGGGGUUGAUUAAACAGAAGCAGUACGAUUGGAAAGACUCGAACCUCGCCCUGUUUGGCUCGGACACCGACAGACAGGUCAAAAAGGAGUCUGCGGAAACUGAGCCUGCAUGGAAGAAGGCUGGAGAGAAAGUGGGCAUACAGAUCUGGAGGAUCGUGAAAUUCAAAGUUACCCACUGGCCAAAAGAAGAUUACGGCAAGUUUUACGAUGGUGAUUCCUACAUCAUCCUCAAUACAUUUCAAGAAGAAGGGGGAGAGGAAUUUCUCUACGAUGUGCACUUCUGGAUUGGCAAAUACAGCACACAGGAUGAGUACGGUACGGCGGCCUAUAAGACUGUGGAACUAGACACCCUGCUGGACGACAAACCAAUCCAACACCGAGAGGUUCAGGACCACGAAUCGGAAUUGUUCAAAUCAUAUUUCAAAACCAUAACGUCAUGGCAUCCAAUGGCCGCCCAAUACUUGGUGGAGUUGAGGAGUGAACGUUCCGGAAAAGCUAAGGCAGAAGUGCUAGAGGAAGGGGAAGUGGAUGACGAGUUUUCACGCAGUUUGGAUGGCGGUGAGGAGGAAGACUUUUCCAUGUCAUCCAUUGAACAAUCUGCAAAGGAAGAGACAAAAUUAUUCAGAGUGUCAGACGCCACCGGGAGCUUGGACAUGAAGCUAGAGAAAUCCGGCAGUAUCAACAAGGGUGAUUUUGAUACCAAUGACGUGUUUCUAUACGAUACAUCAGACUGUCUGUUUGUGUGGAUCGGUAAGAAAAGUUCCCCCGCGGAGAAGAAGAACGCCAUGACGUACGCACACAAGUACCUGAUGAAGUCAACGCAUCCUCUCGUUCCUAUCACCUGUCUAGCAGAAGGAAGGAGACACGGUGAAUUCGACACAGCCCUGGCCGCCUAACUUACAGUACGCAUGAAAACUGGAGCUCGAACUUGGUUCGGNAAA